Leucoraja erinaceus (little skate) is the source of this 4852-nucleotide messenger RNA. It is a transcript of the gene slain2, whose product is annotated as SLAIN motif family, member 2. Gene Ontology annotation, cellular component: microtubule plus-end. The record is from RefSeq and is a predicted model, not a curated record. Gene Ontology annotation, biological process: cytoplasmic microtubule organization; microtubule nucleation; positive regulation of microtubule polymerization. Lineage: Eukaryota; Metazoa; Chordata; Chondrichthyes; Rajiformes; Rajidae.
GAUGGCGGCGGGCAGAUGAUGGGGGAUCGUGUGGCUCUGAUCGCGGCAGCGUGCGUCAUGUGCCGGCGGCGGUGGUAGGAGGUGGAGUAGAAGACAAGGAAAGGGAGAAGGAGAAGGAAUAAAGUAACGCCAAGUGAAGGCAACGUCGGGCGAGAUGGAGGACGUUCACUCCAACGUCAGCGCCGACCUGGAAGUGCGGAAGCUGCAGGAGUUGGUCCGUAAACUGGAGAAGCAGAACGAGCAGCUGAGGACCCGCUCCACCAUCCUGAGCCCCAAGCACACGGCGCUGGCACCUGCCCCCGCCGCCCUGGCCCCGGCCGGCAAUUCGUGGCAGCCGCUCCUCGGCUGCUGCCCCAGCCCGGCCCCGACUGUGGAAGGGGAGGCGCCGUCGCAACUCACGCAACGGGGAGGAGCCGUGACCCAGUCGCCGGGAUCCUGCGGCCUCCCGGGCUGGGAGGAGAGCCCCGAGCUGCCCGAGCUCACCGUGUUGGACGAGGUGGACACGUUGGACCUGGAGACAAUGAGUGUGAAGGAUGAUGGCGAGCAGGACGAGGACAGCUGGUUAUACACAUCACCAAAGAGGUUACCAACACCAAUUCAAAAAUCUUCUAGCCCCUUACAAUGGUGCAGGCAAGUGUUGGAUCACCCAAGCUCAGAUAUUGAUACAGCAAAAAGGUCAUUGUUGCAUAGACUUGAUCAAACAAUGGCAGAUUGCAAAAGGCGCAGUCUAUUUGGUAACUCUUAUUACCCUGCUAAUUACCCAAGUCCCUUCAGUCCAAGUGGAAGCAAUAGUCCUUUUGGCAGUGGUUUCAGUUCCCCGUCCUCCACACCAGUCCGAACAACUUCACAUGUGAAACAGUUGGUAAUGCCUGCGACUACAGGUCAUUUUAAAGGUUCUACAGACCAAAAUGCCCUAAUUAGCCCCCCUUCAUCUGUGGAUAGUGAGCUAAGUGCUUCUGAAGUAGAUGACGACUCGUUGGGAUCUGGCUACAAGCUUGCUGACGUCACAGACGUGCAAAUCUUAGCUCGUAUGCAGGAAGAGAGUCUUAGACAGGAGUAUGCAGCAAGUACUUCAAGACGUAGUUCUGGUUCGUCUUGCCAUUCAACAAGACGAGGUACAUUCAGUGAUCAGGAGUUUGAUGUUCAGAGUCUAGAAGAUGAAGAAGAUUGCGCUCCUCAAGCUUUGCACCCGCCGCUAAACCGUUUCACUCCGUCUCCACGGCACACCCCUCGAGCUUCACCCCGGCAUUCACCCAGGAAUUCUCCACGCUCACGCUCUCCUGCACGAAGUCUGGAUUAUGGGAGGGCAUCUGUCUCCCCACAACCCAUGAUCAGUCGCCUGCAACAACCACGUCUAUCUCUACAAGGGCAUGCAUCAGACCUCCAAUGUAAUAUCAUAAAAAAUGAAGAAAAGUUAAGACGCAGUCUUCCAAAUCUAUCCAGGGCAUCUAAUAUCCAGUCACCAGAAUCUGUUAAAAACAGUAGAAGUUGUGAUUCGAAUUUACAAGUGCCAAAUGGGGGUGUACCACGUAUUCAGCAACAAGCUUCAGCGAUACCUUCUCCAUGUAAACUCCGACUUCCAACCACACCAUCACCAUUAUCUCUUCGACAGCCACUGAAAGCGAUGGUCAAUCCAGCGCCUGCCUCUGCAGGCUCCGCAACCAGUCAUAAUAGCUCUGCAACUGGGCCGUCUGCUCAGUCUCUCGGCUCGCCAAAUCACAGUCCUUCAAGUGGCAUUCCAACGAAUAAAGGUCAGAGUGCGGGGAUUCGCAGUGGCUUGCCGCGACCUAAUGCCUCUGCUGGAGGGGGAUCAUCAGUGCCUCGGAGUAAGCUUGCACAGCCUGUUAGAAGAUCAUUGCCAGUCCCGAAGACGUAUGGCAGCAUGAGAGAUGAAAGCUGGAAAGAUGGUUGCUAUUGAAUUAAAUACUCAGAACAGUCUCAAGCUCAUUUCACGAACGUUCAUGGAACAAAAGGACUUGUAUAGACUGUUCAUGGAAAUAUAGCAGGAUUUGAGAAAAUCCAGUUCUCUGCCAUAAAUCAGCACAAGUUGGUGGAGAUCAUGGAGUAGCACUUUAUUGACAUUAAACAUCAGUUUUUACUUCAGUUUUUCCAUGUACAAUCAGUUUUUUCCAUAACUAUGUCCAUUGUUUUGAUGCUAGUGAGCAGAUGAUAUUGACAUUUAAGACAUAAUAAAAGUCUGGACACAAUCCCAAAAAAUGCCAAAGAAAAAGCUUACAACAACCAGUGCUGGGGAAAAAUGGAUAAUUAACGUAGAGUCUUUUGAAAGAUUAAGUAAAGUGGACUAUUUGUGGACGCCUGUUUUUGUACAAUCAGAUGUAGCAGUGGCAGAUUUUGUAUUCGGGAAGGAAGGAAGGGACAAUUCCAGCAUCACGUAGAACAGAUCUACAGUCACGGUGAUUCGUAGUCCAAUGCACUCUGAUUUAGUUUCAGCACCAAAAAAAUCAUCAUCUUUGCAGUUGUGACCACCUUCAGUGAUAUGUAUUCAAAUUACACAGUCUUUUUAUUUUGUUGAGUACAAUUUUGGGUGCGAGGGGAAUGCAAUUUUAAUUUGUGACGACUUGCAAUAAUAUCCCAACAAUGACAUGUCACCCUUGGUGUAAAGAUGCUGAUUAUUAAUUGUGACCGUAAAAUAUUUUAAAAGAAACCAGUAUUUUUUUCUAAAAGGUGGUAUGUAUUAGAAAGAUGACUUAUGAUCUGUCCGUGAUCACUGGAGUUGUGUUCCAUUGUACAUUGCAACUGACUGAAACUUUCAACCUAUGGCUUGUGAGAAAAAGCAUGUUGUAACCUAAAUGGUGCUCUGUACAGACAAAACUGUGGAUAAGUGGCUAAAAGUUGAGUAUAUAUUGUAAGUGAGACACUUUGUUUAAGUCUUUGCCCACACUAAGAAAAUGUAUCCAUCAAAGUGAACACAUUUGAAUGUGCAUAUCUAUUUCAAUGUCCAUUUUUAUGAAGUGACUUUUAUUCUAACUUGCCAAAGGGCUUGGUGUUAAGCAGGUUUUACACAAUUUUGUUUGUCAAAUUGUACAGCACUGGCUCAGGAAAGAGUGGUGUAAAUGUGCAGCCAAGUUUUCACCAAUCAGCACAUAAUAGGAUUAGUUCAUUUUUAUGACUUGUUUCUUUAUAAGAUAUGUAGUGAAAACUUAGUCCAUUCAAAUUGUAAUCUGAUCAUACCACAGUGCUUAUAAAAAUGCAACAUAAUUCUAUCUAAACUAUGCACUGGUUAUCCUGUUAUAUAAAUAAACUUGCUUCGAGCUGUUCAAUAAAUACUGAAGCCUGGUAGGUACUAUAUUCAGUAAUUACCAUUUAAGAAGUCACUACACGUGUGUAUUCUUAUGAAAAUUUGAGUUUACAUUUAAAUAUAUUUGCAUACUACUGCAGGGAGCUGUGUGUUUAUUAUUUUGAGUGAUGCUGUGGAACAAUUUAAUUUGAUCGUAUAGUCAAUCACCAGAGUCCAUUGUUUAAUUAUUUCAAAAAGAGUGUAUGGUGAUACAUGAGCUGGAAGCAGUUCAUGCAAUUUCAGAAGAAAGCGUUCUUUCCUAGUGGCCAUAUUCCUGGCGUUGGAGCCUUGGUAAAUAAAUAAUGGUGUGAUGAAUGUGAAGUGAUCGAGUUGGCCAGGAAUAUAUGAACACAAUGCUUAGGGAUGAACAAUGUGGAUGAGAUGUAUGUGAAGUGAUGGGUGAGCACACAGUGAAUAGAAUGAUAAGUCUACAUAGAUAGUUGAACAUGAGAUACAUGUACAGUUCAUGUGUGGUGAACAUAUGCCAUGUGUGCAAGUAGCGAGAGUUAAAUGAUUUUGUUUUUUUGUUUACUCAUUUGAAAGACCAGGUGAAGUAACCUGUUGUCUCAGUUUUACAUUCGGCAAAAGCAGAGAAUACUCUCAUUCAUUUGAACAUAAUUGUGUUACAUGCAAAAAAAUCUGAAUGUAAUACGAUAAACAUUAGUUAGGUUUUUUUUGUGCAGGUAUGUGUUUAAACAUUUUCCACUGAGAAGUUGCCUAAAGGAGAAUUAUAUUUAUUUUAUUUGAGUUAUCUUUCAAUAUCUUAAGCUCUCAAGAGAAUGAGCAGUUUAAUUUCAAAAUUUUGCUUUUAAACAGGUGUGAAAUACAUGUUGUGAAGUAAGCAAUCUCCUUAGAAUGGAUGUUUGGUUUAGUCAUUUCCACAGGAGAUAUAUAAUACUUGAAAAUGAUGAAUAUCAUAGACAAAACCCUUUAAGCAGGAAGGAUCCAGUGGACAGCAAGAGGGAAUGAUGGAAACCGUAUUUCAUUCUAAGCUAUAAGAUUCCUUUCACGUGAUGACAAUGAACACUGACAGUACACAAUAGUGGGAUUCCUUUGGUAUUUAAUAACUUCUUUGAAAAAAGACAUGAAUAAUACACAAACAUUCGCACGCUGCAGCACUGCGACAGUUGGACACAAAUGAAACCUCACUGAAACCUUAAGAAUAAAUUGAAUAAAAUUAAAAGCAUCUGUUUCUCCGCAUGAGACAAAAACGAUCAGAAAUUUGACACUCAAACAGCACUGAGCUCUUGUGGGCAAAAUAGACUUGCUUACACUGAAAAAUGAAUUAAUUUUGUAUUAAACAAAAUAGUGCCUAUAAUUUAAAUUUAUUUUUGAGGUUAUUAUAAUGUUGAUUGUUGAAUGCGAGUUAAUUUUUGGUGCCAAUAUCUUGGAGUAAUCAUACUCAGUGUAAAUAAAUGGUAAUGUAUUGCUUUCUAUAUUUAAUUUUUGCUUUGCCAUAUAACUUUUGUAAAUGUUAAUGCACUUGUUUUGAAAAGAUGCAAGAAUCACCUUGUUUAAAAAAAAUAAAUAAACAUUUCUUGACAUUGGAGAAGU